GCAACACAGUCUUAUCUGAAAUUUAGCAUUCUCUGGAACCGUUCAGUUAUUCUCUUCAAGUCCCUUUCCUGCCCAAUACCUCCAAGCCAGACGACCUCUUCAUAUACUAGCAGGUCACUCAUCACCGUGAAGUUUUCGUGAACGUGUCCACUCUAACUCCUAGCUUAGAGGCCUAUCAUCGACAAGGAACUGAACGGAAGUUUACCACUGAGGAGUCGGCGAUUUGUUGCAACGGUAGUGAUUCACCUCUUGUCGAGAUGGUUAGCUCUCAUAUUGAUCGGCUCUCGGACGACAUCCUCCUUAUGAUAUUCAAGCUGGUGCGCGAGGAAGACCAAGCUGCCUUGGAUGAUUAUCUCCAGAAAGAAAAUGCCAUCAUAGGCAGACGUUGGGACGAUUGGGGAGAUGCACCCAGUGAAUUAGAUGAAUCAGAUGAAUUAAAUGGUGAUUAUGAGGAGUGGCGAUUCGAGCUAGCAAAUCGACUUUUUGCCGACAAUAUCACGGAUGACCCUCCACCUCGAUCAGCGCUCUUGCAAGCUACGCGUGUGUGCGAGCAUUGGCACGCACUCGUAUCCCAGACUCCAUCGAUGUGGACUGUGCUGGAAAUCUCCUUCCGUGAAGGUGCUGCAGCUCUUGAGCACGCGCGGACAUUUCUCCAGCGUAGCGGGUCAUGUCUCAUACAAAUCACAAUUCUUUGGGACAACCCCGCUUGGAUUGUACCAGUAUAUGAAAGUCUGGUCGAGAGGAGUGGAGGAACAUUUCCACCCCAAUCGCGUGAAGAAAUUAUGGCCGGUGUCCAUCUUGGCUCUGUCAUUCAGGAGCUAUAUGCCCAUGUGCAUCGUUGGCAUGAGUUUACGCUCAGGACGACCUCCAUUGCCCACACAUAUCAAGCACUUUCGUUGAUGUCACGCCCUUCCGUCCAUCCAGCCUGUGGACUAGAAAAAUUGCAUCUUCAAUUUAUACACAACUCACGUCAUGCAACUCAUUUUAUUGAUGAACCAUCGCUUUUCCCCGGUUCAGCGCCUCCCAUCCGCGAUCUUCUUCUUUUCGGCAUAACCUGGGCCUGGCCAUCAUCGUCCUAUGCUAUCGUCCAAUCUCACAAACCUCCGGAUCCAUUAUGAUACCCACAUGAAUGCAUACACCACAAAUUCACGCACGGGGCCUGAAGCAGAAAUGUUGUCGCAGUUCCUUGGCGCACUCAUCAACCUCCGGACUCUGGCGCUCGAGGUGAACCUUCAAUCUUUUAAUACACACACCAUCAAGUUGCCUCGUUUGCAUAGCCUGGCUAUCAAGUCGCGCACAAUCGAUUGUUGGGGCACGGGAUUUCUCCACAAUGUUCAAAUGCCUGAUCUUCGGAUCUUGACCUUGUGUGUAAACGCAGAGCAGCCUGACGACAGUAUUGAAUAUUUCCUUGAUGAAUUGGUAAAUCUUACCGAUUCUGAGGAUCCUCUAGAGCUGGAUGAACUCCACCUUUUCGAUUUUGCCCAGCAUGUAGAUGCUGGGUUCCUUCAUCGCCUGUACACCAAGAUGUCUAAGGUCAAAACAUUGACAUUAGGACCAGGGGAGGAUUACGACAAUCUCGUGCUGGCAACGGCGCUGCUCCCCA
This is a messenger RNA of Suillus fuscotomentosus, 1603 nucleotides long. RefSeq lists its product as uncharacterized. The record is from RefSeq and is a predicted model, not a curated record. The transcript has 2 exons. The coding region runs from base 258 to 1118 and encodes 286 amino acids. NCBI's taxonomy places the organism in Eukaryota, Fungi, Basidiomycota, Agaricomycetes, Boletales, Suillaceae.